CUUUGUCCAGUGUUGGAAAACGCAGCUCCACAGCUGUUUGCUAAGUUCUUAAUAAUAUUUUUUUUGCUUGUUUUCCUCUUUUGUUUUCCUUUGACUAACUAUAAUUAUGUUUAUUUGGCAAUAUUUCACACUUGUGUGCCUUUGGUUCGCCUCCAACGAGGCGAAAUCCAUCAAGAAAUCGCAUGUUAACCUCUUGGAGCCCACUUUCGAUGUGGACGAAAAGCUGGGGAGGAUGGGGAUACCCCCGCCAGACAUUUCCAAUGAUGUGCAACGUGUGCAGGUGCCAUUGGGGGCUGCACCUGGAAAAGAUGACUGGCAGGGCAAGUGGUUUCCCCAUGUUCCAGGGGAACCGCAGGCUACGAGGGAGUCCAAUGAAAUGAGCACCACGGUGGGAGUUCCCCCACUGGAGUCCACAACCAAGGAUAAUUGGCAUGGCAAGUGGUUUCCCCAAGCCCCUGGUGCACCACACCUGGUCAUCCAGAACAAAUCAGGCAACUCCACAACAAAGGACAAUUGGCCGGGCAAGUGGUUUCCCCAAGCUCCAGGAGAACCCCACUUGAUAAGCAAGAAGCCGAUGGUUGGGAAAAAAUCAGAGGAUACUUGGCCGGGCAAGUGGUUUCCCCAGGAUCCCAAGGAACCGCACAAAAGUAAACAAAAGAUUUGCGAUGACGGCAAGAGCAAUCUUGCCGUGGAUUUCGAUCCAACUGACAUCCGUGAUAGCCUGAAUUACCUGUGCAUCAGCAGCAACCGCAGCUUGUACCAGCCGAACCUGACCAGGGAAGCCAUUCUCACGGAGCACUUCCUGCCCACCGCCUAUUUGCCUCCUGCCAAGUGCCUUAAUGAACCCAUAAGUUACUCCCACCUUCCUGCCACCAAUGGCCCCUAUCGUCCGAUGCCCGCUGAAUAUGGAACCUAUACCUAUUUGCCACCUCAGCGAUACCUUCGCAACCUGGCGGAAGGUGCCAUUGUGAUGCUGUACCAUCCCUGCGCCUUUUCCGGCCAAGUGAAGCAACUGCAGGACAUUUUGAGUGGUUGCCUGUAUCGAUAUUUGAUCACACCAUCGCACACUCUGAGUCCGGAGCGUCCUCUGGCCCUGCUCGCCUGGAGUCGCAGCCUGGAGAUGUCCGUCGUGGAUCGGCGGGUGGCGGCAGACUUCAUCCAGAAACACGCCAAGCGUGGUCCACUUGCUCCGGAGGAAAUGUCGCGGGUGGUGGACAAAAGGCAGACCUACAAGGAGGGUCUGAUCACGGAAGCCCACUUGGUCACCACGGCGGAUGACUACGAGGUGUGCGGCUACCUACAGGAGGAAAUGUAGGGACAACAUGUUAACUAUUUGUUUUAAAUAAAAUUCGAAUAAUAUUACAUUCUCCUGUUAA
Molecule: messenger RNA, 1376 nt
Organism: Drosophila suzukii
Lineage: Eukaryota; Metazoa; Arthropoda; Insecta; Diptera; Drosophilidae
Cellular component (GO): cytoplasm
Source: RefSeq, a predicted model, not a curated record